This is a messenger RNA of Hippocampus zosterae (dwarf seahorse), 7746 nucleotides long. RefSeq names its product adenylate cyclase 3a (gene adcy3a). Bases 761 to 4129 code for a protein of 1122 amino acids. Gene Ontology annotation, cellular component: plasma membrane. Gene Ontology annotation, molecular function: adenylate cyclase activity. Lineage: Eukaryota; Metazoa; Chordata; Actinopteri; Syngnathiformes; Syngnathidae. The record is from RefSeq and is a predicted model, not a curated record. Gene Ontology annotation, biological process: intracellular signal transduction; cAMP biosynthetic process; adenylate cyclase-activating G protein-coupled receptor signaling pathway. The transcript has 22 exons.
UGUCUUCGUGGUGUUUACAAUUCAUGACAAAGCUGUGUAGUCUGCGGAAAACACCCAAGCAGGGGAAAACACGCACGGACACAGCAAAUGAAUUCAUGUCGAGGCUACUUUUUCUACUUUACUUCUUUAUCCUCUGCAAACUGGGGCUCAACAUAUCUAAGUAAGUGUGAUUCCCGCAAAUGACCACCGCGUCUGUAUUUCAGGAAUAACUAUAGCCCACGAAAUCAGGUUCUACGUUAAGGAGAUGUGAAUUAUGACACUGGGAGGCCGACAUGCAAAAUACUGUCCAUGCCAGUGGAAUGAUGGCAACGGGAGCUCAUGCAAACAUUUGCCUAAGGGAUGUCAACUUCAAUUCAACCCCUCAGACUGUGUGCAUUACUGUGGAGAGCCUCAAUGGAAAUGAGACCGUGAAGCAGUCAUGUUGCUGAUGCUGAAUGAGAAAAAAAGGACAAUCUCUGGAUCAUGUUGCUGAGGAGGCGUGCCCAGUUUGUGGAUAGGACACAGGACUGAGCCAAACGACAGCGUUCGAUGGAGUGACCGCAAACGCAGUGAUGUAAGCGGAUGUGUCUCUAGUGUCAGUCCUACAAGACAAUCAACACACGGAAGGGAUUUCAUACACACGUGUGGAUUCAGAGCGGAAGGAGGGGCGAGCUGGUGAAGCAUUCGAUAACUUGAUCAGCGUCUGUGUGAAAACCAUCGGGUCUCAAGUUGAAGAGGAGACAACAGAGCAGACAGGAAGCUCCAACGCUUAACGUCCACUAUGCCUCGGAAUCGAGCGUUCUCAGAGCCCGAGUACUCUGCUGAGUAUUCCGCAGACUGUUCCGUGACUCUUCCCUCUGACCCUGGGCAGGCUGUUGGGCGAACACACGAGGUCACGGUGAGGAGCUCAGGUUGCUGCCUUUGCCUACCUCGUUUUAUGCGCCUCACCUUUGCACCAGAGUCCCUGGAGAACCUCUACCAGACCUACUUCAGGCGUCAAAGACACGAAACUUUACUGGUGCUGGUUGUGUUCGCGGCUCUCUUCGACAGCUACAUCAUUGUCAUGUGUGCUGUGGUCUACACCAGUGACAAGCUGGCACCUGUCCUGGUGGCGUCUGUGGGGCUGCUAGCAGACAUCCUCCUCUACCUGCUGUGCCGCUUCGGACUGCUGCCAGAUCGCAUCUCCAGGCGGGUGGUGCCCUACGCCCUUUGGGUGCUGAUAGCGGCUCAAAUAUUCUGCUACCUGGGUUUGAAUUAUGCCCACUUUCACCAGGCCAGCGACACAGUGGGCUGGCAGGCUUUCUUCUGCUUCUCCUUUUUCCUGACACUGCCUUUGAGGUUGACCCCCAUCGUGCUCAUCACGACUGUCACCUGCGGGGUUCACACCCUGGUUCUGGGUGUCACCAUCGCCCAGCAGCAACAGGAGGAGAUCCAGGGAGCAGCACUUGGCAGACAGCUCCUGGCCAACAUUGUGAUCUAUGUUUGUGCCAUCACCGUGGGCGUCAUGUCAUACUACAUGGCAGACCGGAAGCACAGAAAGGCUUUUCUUGAGGCAAGACAAUCGCUCGAGGUCAAACUCAACCUGGAGGAGCAAAGCCAGCAACAGGAACGCCUGCUGCUGUCCAUCCUUCCCAAACACAUAGCUGACGAGAUGCUGCAGGACAUGAAAAAGGAGCCCAGUCAGAAAGAGAUGCAACAGUUUAACACCAUGUACAUGUACAGACAUGAAAAUGUCAGUAUUUUGUUUGCAGACAUUGUGGGCUUUACCCAGCUGUCAUCAUCAUGCAGCGCUCAGGAGCUGGUCAAACUGCUCAAUGAACUCUUUGCUCGGUUUGACAAACUAGCUGCAAAAUAUCACCAGCUGAGAAUCAAGAUCCUCGGAGACUGUUACUACUGUAUUUGCGGGCUGCCAGACUACAGGGAGGACCAUGCUGCCUGUUCCAUCAUGAUGGGCCUCGCCAUGGUUGAGGCCAUCUCGUAUGUACGUGAGAAAACCCAAACAGAUGUUGACAUGCGUGUGGGAGUGCACAGCGGCACAGUCUUGGGGGGAGUGCUUGGUCAGAAACGAUGGCAAUAUGACGUGUGGUCCACUGAUGUCACUGUAGCCAACAAGAUGGAGGCUGGAGGGAUACCAGGUCGUGUCCACAUCUCACAGACCACCAUGGAGUGUCUUCAUGGGGAGUUUGAAGUUGAGCCAGGGAAUGGAGGUGAGCGCUGUGACUACCUGAGGGAGAGAGGACUCGAGACCUACCUGGUAGUUGUUUCCAAAGGACCCGUGGGAAAAAACGGCAUCAACAGUGUUAAAUUAUCUGUAACUUCAUCCAAUGGAAACUCCCCUCUGCUGAUCAACACCACAGAGUGUAAUGGUAGCGUGAACACAGCCUGCACCACACCAGAAGAACCUGAAGAACUGGACACCAGGGUUGUCAACCCCUCUUUCCCAAAUCCUCGCCGAAGGCUACGGCUGCGAGAUCUGGCUGAAAGGGUGAUUGAUGCCCAAGAGAACGAACAGGAGCUCAACAAACUGCUAAAUGAAGCUCUUUUGGAGCGAGAAACUGUCCAAGCUUUGAAGGGGAAACACACAAACCGUCUCUCCCUGAGGUUUGUUGACCCCGACUUGGAGACUCGCUACUCGGUGGAGAAGGAGAAGCAGAGUGGAGCUGCUUUCUGCUGCUCCUGCAUGGUUCUGCUCUUCACUGCUGCCAUGGAGGCCCUCAUUGAUCCCAGGUUGAUUGCAAAUUACAUAACUUUUGCAGUGGGGGAAGUUCUACUCCUCAUCCUGACAAUCUGUUCAAUGGCCGCCAUCUUUCCCAGGGUUUUUCCAAAGAAGCUUGUUGGUUUCUCAACUUGGAUUGACCACACUCGCUGGGCUCGUAACACCUGGGCCAUGGCAGCCAUCUUCAUACUUACCAUGGCUGACAUUGUUGACAUGCUGAGUUGUCUGCCUCAAGGUCCUUUGUCAGUCAGCACCUCGGUGGCAUCCCCGCCAUCCUUAUCCUCCAUCUUGUCGAGCCCUGAAGGUUGUCUGAACAACCCCAAAUAUUACAGCUACAUUGCUGUACUCGCACUGAUGGCCACCACCAUGCUGGUUCAAGUUAGUCACAUGGUCAAACUCACACUGAUGCUGCUUAUCACAGUGGCUACUGGUGUCGUUAAUAUAUACAGCUGGAGGGACAUCUUUGACCGCUAUGACAUAGCCCGCUUUCAUGAUUACAGGUCAUACUUAGUGCCAUCCAAAUUGACCAUGACAAUUAUGAUCUUCACUAUGAUGGUCAGCUUUUAUUAUUUCUCCCGACAUGUGGAGAAGCUUGCUCGCACACUAUUCCUGUGGAAGCUUGAGGUUCAUGAGCAAAAAGAGAAGGUGUAUGAGAUGAGACGAUGGAAUGAAGCCUUGGUGACCAACAUGCUUCCUGAACAUGUUGCUCGACACUUCCUGGGCUCCAAGAAAAGAGAUGAGGAGUUGUACAGUCAGUCGUAUGAUGAGAUCGGAGUCAUGUUUGCGUCCAUCCCAAACUUCUCCGACUUCUACACAGAGGAGAGCAUCAACAAUGGUGGCAUUGAAUGCUUACGCUUCCUCAACGAGAUCAUCUCAGACUUUGACAGUUUACUGGAUGAGCCUCAGUUUCGCUACAUCACAAAAAUCAAGACCAUCGGAAGCACCUACAUGGCCGCGUCAGGUGUUACUCCUGACGUCAACAAUGGGUACGCCUGUACCAAGAAGGAGGAGCAGUCCGACAAAGAGCGCUGGCAGCACCUGGCCGACCUGGCGGACUUUGCGCUGGCCAUGAAGGUCACACUCAUGAACAUAAACUACCAAUCCUUCAACAACUUCAUGCUACGAAUCGGUCUGAAUAAAGGAGCAGUUUUAGCAGGUGUGAUUGGUGCCCGCAAACCUCACUACGACAUCUGGGGAAACACAGUGAACGUUGCCAGUCGUAUGGAGUCCACGGGGGUGAUGGGAAACAUUCAGGUGGUGGAGGAUUGCUACAACAUUCUCAAAGAGUAUGGCUUCCGCUUUGUGAGGAGGGGGCCUAUCUUUGUGAAGGGAAAGGGGGAGCUACUCACUUAUUUUCUCAAGGGAAGGGACAAACAAGGUUCCUUUCUGAAUGGCUCCUCUGUCACUCUUCCACAUCAAGUUGUGGACAGCUAAGCCCAAACAUAAAAGAAUAACAGCACAUGUAUGCUAAAUUCAGAGAGGUUGUGCAAAGAACUUUUGAAUGCAAAGUCAUUUGCCUUGAAACCAUGAAAUGCCCUCAUAAUCCUUCGACACUGCCUCCACAUCUCUGCGUAGCCACAUCUUUUUGCAGGCUCUGCUGAAGACAAGGUUGACAGCUCCAAUUAAUUACCGCGGACAUGCACAAACAGCCGUCUGUGUCAACAAGCCGCUCUUUACUGACGAUGUUUUCACCUCUAUGGGAAGCAAUUCCCUUUUUUAAUGCCACUAGUGAAUGUACUUGUAAUUCAGUGCCAUCGUUGAAUCGUUUGUGAGGGGGGAUACCGCCCGGUUGGAGUUCUUUGUGAAAGUGUAACAUAACACAUAAUUAUGUUCCAGUCGUAUAAACAUGUGACACUUCAUUCCAAAGAGUACAUAAUUAAGGUCAUGGUGAUGGAAUUUGCAGACAGAAAAGAAUGGGAGAAAAGUGUGUUUUUGAAAAACAAACAGCAGACUUGAAUCACACUGUGACAUCAACAUCCAACUAUCAAUAUUUGCAAUCCCCAAAAAUUUGACCGGAAGCGAGCUGUCCUGUGGAGCGGGGGCGUUCAUAGGUGUUUGUGUGCGUGUGUGUGUGUAUCUGCAUUGCUGGAUUUCCUCAGUCAAUGUAUUGGUUCCCCGUGCUCUUGGCCGGGCAAUAGGUUAGUUGAGUCCGUACUGUCCUGUCCUCUCCCGUCUGUUCAUGAGAUCUCGAAAGCACACUUAAACUGCUGGCCUGGGCCAUCAACAUGAAUAAUAGGUAAAACUGUGCAUAUUUUUGGACAGAGACACAGAGCAGAUACUGUACUGUUUGUUUUACUCAUUGUUGGUAGAUAGAAGUGCCUAUCACAGAUGUGAUCACCAAAUUUUAGAUGAAGGAUUCCACUAUCUCAAGUCCACUAUUCCUGUCUAUUGACUGUGCUUUUAAAGGAGAAUGGCAGUUUAUUGCGACGGCGUUGUUUUUUUUUUUUAGUUUAUUGUUCGAGAGAUUUGGUGAUAAUAUUAUUAUACACAGUGAGCUUCUGAAACUGUCGGCCCAGCAAUAUCAGAUGUAGACUAGGCUGUCUAACCAAACUUUUAGCCAAAAAUCUAACUACCGGUACAUUAUUAUUAUGAAUUAUGAUUACAAUGACUUGAGGUUUUUUUUUUUUCAUUCUUUCUUUGCAAGUUCAACUUAUUGCUGAUAUGUGAGGCCUUAGGCUAUUUGUUUGACCUCUUUUUGUUCAUAUCAGGGGUCCUCGAUUUAAAAAGGUCCAGUUCAGGAAAUUGCAUUCAGUGAUUUUUCACACUGAACAAAAGGACAAUAACUUUUCUCAAAUGUAUACACCCGAAAAUGCUUAAAACAGGCUAGAAAAUUAACCAAAUACAGUAAAUAUGAAAGAAACUUAGACAAAGUUUUGCAUGUGAGUAUAAUCGGAGUUGCUGCAUUUGUUCUUCUUAAAAUAUUUUUUCAACAAUAAUACAUAAACCAUUUGAAAUAAUCUUAGCAAAACUUGUUUUGAAGUGUCCUAUUAUCUGUUUCCAGUUAUCCUCGCCCCUCUCCUACCUCACUGAAAAACCACUUGCAGCACUCACAAAGCCACUCUGACUAAGCCAUUUGAUUGGCAGAGUUGUAACAUUGGAGGAGAUAUCGUGCACACAACAUUUCUGCUAUGUAUGCAGUACACUUGAUGAUCAUAAAAAAAUACCAGAAAGCUGUGCAGAAUUAAAUUAGACAAGCUAAGUCGACCUCGUUAAAUAAAUCAAAGUAUUCAUCAAAAUUUGGCUCCACAUAGAAAGGCCUGCAGUCUGCCAAUUGAUCACAUCUGGUUUUAGAUCCUCGAACUUUUUUUUUUUUGAAUGGGACGAACAUCCUUGUCAUUUUGGGGAUGUAAGAAAUAAGAGCCAUGCAGCCGUACAAUGUCUUUCCUUUAACACCAGGGCAAGGAAAUGGACAAGAAUUUCGUUCAGAGGAGGGACAAAAUAAGUCAAGUGAAUGUGGGUGACUGCUGAUGUUGUGCUUGCACUCAAGUAAAUAACUGGUGGAAAUGGGAUCUCAUCUAUCCUAAAGAGUUGGCUAGCCUCCGUUUCCUUUUGGUUUUGACCAGUGAUGAAAAUAACUACACUACUUGAAAGUUUCAACAACUGGGAAACUAACCGGUGAUGGAAGGUCAUGGAAUUAUACUAACAAGGGUACAAUUUUGAGGUACCUGCACUUUACUUGAGUCUUUAAAUUUGUUUGUGCCAUUAAUCUGCUUUAAAAUUCCAUACAUAAAUUUGACAGCUUUAGUUACUUCUCAGGUCAAAAUUGUAUACAAAAAAAAACAUGAAUUGUACACACAAUGCCAUUUUUGUUGAAAUGUUCCUCUCCGCGUCCUCUUUAAAAGAAUGUGUGUAGUUUCUGUCAUGUUUAAUUUAUUGAGAUGUUCUGUCACAAUUACAUUUCCAUGUUUUAUUUUGUGAUUAGGAAUUUCACACUACAAUGGGACCACCCAAGAUUUGACAACCAUUCAAGUAAACAAGUGGGUUUCAUGCAAAGUACAGUACUGCAAAUAUAUAUAUUUUUUGCAUGAAAUCGUCUUUUUGGGAUGAUUUAAUGCAAAACCAGUACCGUUACGUAGGAUAUUCAAACCACCAGUCCAGUUGUAUUGCUUCUUUAAAUGAAGCAAAAGUUCUAAGUCCUGUUACCUUGACCACUUUUAACAUCAUGGAAUUGUUGCAGAACCAUUUCAUGUCAGUUUGUCCAUUUCUGGUCAAAUUUGUUGGAAAAUGUGAUCAUUUCAGCACCUUUAAAUAGAACAGUCGAGUCAGCAGCGCAUGCAUUGUUUUCAGGUGUUGGCAGAGAUGACAGCAUCCUUCUGCAUAAAGUUGCCAUUUUAGAUGUACAAGGUGGCAGUCGGGACACACAGGAGAAUUAGUAAACAUUACGUCGGUUUUGAUUCAGUGUGUUUAGGAAACCUCUGCUGUAGAACGGGAUCAAAGUGCAAUAGUUUCCUCUGAAAACCUUGACAUGCUCUUUUAAGAAAAGGAUAAGUCAUACCUUCCCCUUUAAGUCAUAUUUUUAUAAUAUAAUGUAAAAUUGUGCUCCAUUAAAAAAACAAGAUGCUGUUGUACAUAAGAGUCAAAACAGUAUUUAUGGGUGAGAUGAAUGAAUUGCAAACACCUGGGACAUUUUUGUACACUCAUGUGAAAGUGCCAAUUCUCAUGAAAUUAUUAGUUGUUAAAGCCAAAACAUGGAUUUGAGAGUGUUUCCUUGUUUGUAUUUUCAAAGCAUUGAGGGAACAAGAUAGCACUUUAAAUAAUAUGUUAAUUCCAUAUAUUAUGUUACUAAAGCACUACAAAUCCAUCGAAUAGCACCAAAAGACUGCAUAGAUUUCUCCAAGUGGUUCUAGUACCCCUCAAUGCCCCAAUUUACUGUCAUUGACUCUUGACUUGACGACAAUGAGCCCACCGCUGUUUCCCACUUGAUUUAUAUUGUAGAGGUCUACUGUAUCAGUUAUGAACAUUUGAUGCCGAGAAUGCUUUUCACUUUAAAUACUUAUAAGUCAAUGUUACCUUGUUCAUUUCAGUUGUCAUAAUAAAGUGAGUUGAUUUUU